This is a messenger RNA of Drosophila virilis, 2585 nucleotides long. RefSeq names its product Ionotropic receptor 7f (gene Ir7f). The record is from RefSeq and is a predicted model, not a curated record. Lineage: Eukaryota; Metazoa; Arthropoda; Insecta; Diptera; Drosophilidae.
GAUUAAAAUAUUAGCAAUUACCUUAAUAAGUAGCUCAAAUUAUGCUCGGCUCUUUUUUUUUCUUUUUGCUAAAAAUUAAUUCAUAAUACUAAAGUGUAACAGUAGCCGAAAAGGCUGGCUACAGGACAGACACAUUUUUUUUUAACAAAAUGUGGCCACCCCAAUUUUGUGCAUAUGACUUGCCAUCUCUUUUGAAUUUGAGCAGCGCCUCACAACGCGUUAUUUGUUUGUUUACUUGAGUUAUAAGUGUGCUCAUUAAAUUUGAUUGACAUGCAAACAAAAGUUAUGGUCGUCAGCAGGAUAGUAUCAACUAUUAUGUUAUUUUUGAAAAACUGUGAAAGUUUGAACACAAAAUAUGAACGCAAUAGCAAUAUGUGUACCAACUCCAUAUACAGUCAGUGUUGCCAAUUGCCGCUGAAUCCCAUUUUAAAAAAAAUAGCUGUAAAAUAGCUUUCGGAGCAGAUGUGGUACACAUGUACCUAAAUAAUAUAAACAAUUUUGAAUCACUUUUAUUUAUCAACGUAGUGAACAGACAUAUAAUAAAGGUACAUUUUGUGUACCUACGGGUAAAAUUUCCUAAGAACAUCAUGAACUUGUAACGGGAAUACACAGCUCAUCUGGCUGCGGAAUAGUCCUGCCUGAGCAGUUGCCAAUGCAUGUUGUACGGUAUGAACGUGAGCGGAAUCUACGCCAGCUAUGUGGAUAGCAAGCUUAUUGGCAUCCAGGCAGAGGAGGCGAAUUUGUAUGUGGUCCGUGCGCUGCGGCAUGUCAUCCAGGAUGUGUUCGCUCAGCUGAGCGCAACGCUGGUGAUAACCGUGGCCACCGGCAGCUGGUCAAUUGGCAAAUGGUUUGAGCAUGUUCUCGGCGAUUUGGUCAGCACCUGGAGCUCUGUCUCAGUGCAGAUGCAGCAUAUCAAUCAUUCGCCCCAUGUGCCCGGACGCAAAUACUGCAAUCUACUGCUGGUCGAUUCCUACGAGGGCUUGCGCUCCACAAAGAUUGCCGAGGACAAUGCGGGCUACGACGAUCACGAGUAUUAUUUCAUAUUUUUGCAGGCGCGCGACGCGCUCAUUCAGCGUGAACUGCAGCUGAUACUGGACCACUGUCUGCAGCACUAUUGGCUGCACUGCAACGUGAUGGUGCAGACGGCCCAGGUGGAGGUGCUCAUCUAUACCUAUUAUCCGUAUACGGCGCAACGCUGCCAGGCGGCAGAGCCGCAGCUGGUGAAUCGGUUCGAUGGCCAGCGCAUGCUGCACGCGCCCAUGUUUCCGCACAAGCUGCAGCAGCUGCAUCAGUGUCCGCUCAGUGUGGUCGUCUGGCACACGCCGCCCUUUGUCGAGCUCAACUGGGAUGCGCGGGCAGCGAAAAUGCGCGCCGCCGGCUUUGAGAUUCGGCUUAUUGAGCAUCUGGCGCAGCGUCUCAAUUUUAGCCUGCUGCUGCACAAUGUCACGCUCGAGACGGUGGCCAGCUACCAGCAGAGCUGGGGUAAUGGCCGCCCUAUGGGUCCCCUAGAGCUGCUGAUGAAGCAGCACGCCAAUCUGAGCGUGGGCAAUUUUCGCAAAACAGCUGGACGCAAUCGCAUCCUGACCUCGCCCGUGGCCCAUUACUAUGCGCCCCUGGUGGCCACUGUGUCUGUCGAACACUUUCGCUUUGGCCGCCUCACGCUGCUACAUUUCCCUUUCCAGUGGUGUGUUUGGCGCACGCUGCUCGCCGCGCUGAUCCUCCAUUGGCUCAUCUAUAUGUGGCGCUGGCGGCACAUGGGUCUGCAGGUGCUGGAGCUGCUGCUGGGCGUGACGCUGGCGCGUUUGCCGCGCUGCUGGCUGCAGCGCAUCAUCUAUGCGCAUUGGCUCUACGGGAGCAUUCCGCUGCGCGUGGUCUAUCAGUCGCUGCUGUUCCAUUUCAUAAGGCUGCAGCUGUUUGGAACGCUGCCGCAAUCCUUUGAGCAGCUGCUGGAACGGAAUUUUCAAGGCAUGUGCACAACCAACAUACUGAGCAUGCUGCGCGAGAUGCCGCAGGUGGCGCGCAACUAUGAGAGCUUUGUGGGCAUCGCAUCGCCGUUCGAUGAGGCUGUACUGGAUGCACUGCAUCGGUCCGGCAACGGUCGCUACUUUGCCAUCACCGGCAUUGACUCGGCCCAUGCCCAUCUGAGCGCUACAAACCGUCGGAGCAGCUACCAUAUACUGACGCAAUAUGUCAAUCUGCAGCAGGUGGUCAUCUAUAUGCCCAAGCACUCGUAUUUCCUGGAACAGUUCAACGAUAUGCUGCGACGUCUCGAUGCCAGCGGCUUCAUUGACUUUUGGCGACGUGCCGCCUUCACCGAGUACAGCCACAGGAACACGCAGCUGCUGCAGCUGGAGCAACAGCAGGAGCAGCAAAACGAACAGCUUAGCCAGCUGGACGGCAUCUACACGCUGAUGGGCGCUCUCUAUGCUCUGGCCAUAUUGAUUUUUGGCGUCGAGCUCCUCUGCCAUCGGCUGACCAAGCCAGCAACGGUGCACCUGGUCAAAGAUUGAUUUGAGUGCACGACUAGGAGAUACCCUAAACUCGGUGUCGAAUUGCCGUUACAAAUAUAUGUAUAUAUAUGCUAA